AUGGACCUCACGGGCAGCCGCUGUGUGCGGCUCAGCGAUGCGGCCACCAUGCCAGUCCUGGGGUUCGGCACAUAUGCACCUGCUGAUGUUCCAAAGAGCAAAGCCCGUGAGGCCACCCAAGUGGCCAUUGACGUUGGCUUCCGGCACAUCGAUGCUGCCUACGUGUACCAGAAUGAGGAGGAGGUGGGGGAGGCGAUGCGCGUGAAGAUGGCUGACGGCACUGUGAGGCGCGAGGACUUGUUCUACACCACUAAGCUGUGGUGUACAUUCCUGCAGCCAGAGUUGGUCCAAACAUGUCUCAGAAGAUCCCUGAAGAAGCUCAGGCUGGACUACGUGGACCUUUUCCUCAUCCAUCUGCCCUUUGCUCUGAAGCCAGGGGAGGACCUCCUGCCCACGGACGCCAGCGGGAAGGUGAUCCUUGAGCCCGUGGACCUGUGUCAGACCUGGGAGGCCCUGGAGAGCUGCAAAGACGCCGGGCUGACCAGGUCCAUCGGCGUGUCCAACUUCAACCGCAGACAGCUGGAGAUGAUCCUCAGCAAGCCGGGGCUCAAGUACAAGCCCGUGUGCAACCAGGUGGAGUGUCACCCUUACCUGAACCAGCAGAAGCUGUUGGACUUCUGCAAGGCCAGGGACAUCGUCCUCGUGGCCUACAGUGCCCUGGGGUCCCACAGAGAACCAAAAUGGGUCGCCCAAGACAGUCCGUGUCUCCUGGAGGAGCCGGUCCUGACGGCCAUUGCCAAGAAUCAUGGCCGCAGCCCCGCCCAGGUGGCCCUGCGCUACCAGCUGCAGCGGGGAGUGGUGGUGCUGGCCAAGAGCUUCAGUGAGAAGAGGAUCAAGGAGAACUUCCAGAUAUUUGAUUUUGAAUUAUCUCCAGAGGAUAUGAAAGCCUUAGAGAGCCUUAAUAGAAACUUCCGCUAUCUCAGCAUGGAAUUUGCGAUGGGCCACCCCAACUACCCGUUUGCUGACAAGUACUGA
Sorex araneus (European shrew) is the source of this 975-nucleotide messenger RNA. Its product is annotated as aldo-keto reductase family 1 member C15-like. Bases 1 to 975 code for a protein of 324 amino acids. Gene Ontology annotation, molecular function: ketosteroid monooxygenase activity; aldose reductase (NADPH) activity; steroid dehydrogenase activity. Gene Ontology annotation, cellular component: cytosol. Gene Ontology annotation, biological process: steroid metabolic process. The transcript is spliced from 9 exons. The record is from RefSeq and is a predicted model, not a curated record. NCBI's taxonomy places the organism in Eukaryota, Metazoa, Chordata, Mammalia, Eulipotyphla, Soricidae.